GAUUGUGGAAUUUGCAGAUAGAAAAUAAAACAAGAUAUAGCAACUGACAGAAGAUGAAAUUUAAAGCAACUUAAAACAAUUGGAUAUAAUGUGUAUAAACAACGGUAUGAACUAAUAAGUAACAAUGACAAAGCAAUCAGUCAGAGGCAAUAGCACAAUCUCCUCCCAGCUCCUCCCAGCCCAUCUAGUCAUAGAAACAGUUAAAUGUGUUGCUUUUUUUUCUACCUUCAGUUUCGUUUCUUCUGUUCUCUAGAGGUGGGGUCGUUUACAGGAAAAGCGAAAGCGCAAAGCAUAGAAACUUAACUCGCAGGGAACGAACGUAGGCUCUGCGCUUUACAUCUCACGUUUGGUGUCGGACAUUUGCUGGAUCAAUUACUCCAAAUCCUUAGAGAGCCUUCUUGAAAUGCUGUUUAUACAAAGACAGUGUGUGUUCAUUCUUCAACAAUUUUAGGGCUACCGGUUUGGAAGCCAUGGCAUUUUCCGGUAGGAACCCAUCUGAAAUUAUAUGGAGGGCCAGAAGGAAAUUAGCAGAAGAUCUUCUUUUAAUAGACUCAGAGCUGAUCUUGGAUGUGGCAGAUUCCCACCUGCUCCUCACACAGGGGGAGUUUUUCUCCCUGAGUGAAAUAAAGGAUCCACAAGCAUUUGUGGAAUGCCUGAUCGAGUUAGUGCUGGGAAAAAGAGAAUCAACUCAGGAACUGUUCUUGGACUGCCUGGAAAACCUGAGGCAAGCCUUCCCAAGCCUUCAGCCUAUUUCUGAAUAUGUAGAAGAUGAUCACUUGAAUCUCAGGAAUGACCUUCAGGUCUCAGACUCUGUUGAAUUCUCAGGGGAAAGAAGUGGAUCCAAGAGCAUGGAUCUGGCUAGAUCUGAAAACCAGGAUGCUUCCCAGUCCCAAGAGGGCGUAGGAGAGGUUGAGACUAUAGGUUUUCCUGUAUCCUCAGAGGCAGGAAGUGGAUCUCAGAGCCCAGAUGAUGCUGUUAUGCUUCCAGGAAAUGCAAGCAGCACUGAGGACCCAGAUGCCAGUCUCCUGCUCUCCAGCAAAGAAAGAGAAGUCAAGACUCCAGAUGCCCCGGAUGUAGCUGAGAACCCCAGUGCUGCUGCCAUGUCCACAGAGAAUCGAGAUAGAGAUGAGGAUCUAGAGAGCUCUUCAUCUCCAUGGAUAGGAAGUGGGGCUGAGAGCCCAAGUGCCACUCUGUCUUCCAGCAAAGGAAGUGGAGCCAGCGAUGGGAACUGUGGCAAAUCUGAAGGGACAGGAAGUGGAGUAGAAAUUCCUGGCAUCUCUGCAUCAAAGAGAGAAGAAGAGGGAGCCCAACAACUGGAUUGCUCCAAGAGAAAAAGGACAAGCAGUUCUCCCACGAGAAGGGAGAGUUCUGAGAACUCAAAAGGAGCCUUCUUCCAAACCUCAGAGGAUCUAGCCAGUAUGCAGCUUAUGAAAUCAACAUCUGAAUUAACCCCAGCUGAAAAGAAAUCCUAUUCCCAGAAGACAAAAGGGAGUCUGAUGGAGGAUGUUCCUAAUGAAACAACCAUCAAAGGAUCAAUGGAUUCAGUGAUGGUCUCUGGUGGUGAGAUAAUCCGCAAGGCGAGAAAACAAUUAAUUGAAAUCCUCCAGAAGGACCUAGAACUUGUUCUAGACGAGUUAUUCUCCCAGUCCCUUAUCACAGAGGAAGAAUAUGAGGCCUUAGACAAAACCGAGGAGGAUUCCAAGAAGAAAAUUCGGAAACUGCUGAUAAUGAUACAGAAAAUGGGAGAAAUAGCCUGUGGCAAGUUCCUGGAAUGUUUAGAAAUUGCACGUCCAGGUUCAAAUCAGGUUCUGCAAAAUUCAGUACAUGAGCGUUUGCCUCCAGAGGAGAAGAGCCCAAGAGUAUUGGGAGAGAGAGAAGAAGCAGUUCCCAAAGGUUGCUCAGUCGGUGAAGAGGAAGGUGAAAUUCAGAAACACCAACAAGAAGAGAAGAUGGAUCUUGGAAUAGGUUGUCCAAGUCAAGAGAAAGAAGAUGAUGUUCAGGAAGAAUCAGAGGAAGAGAAUCAACAUUCCACCACAGAGAGAAGAAAAGCAGUUAUGGGUAUUCUGUGCAAAUUAAAGCUAGAAAAGCAUAAAAGCAAAGCACUCUCCCUCCAAGAAGUCCUGAAAAUCAGAUCGGGGAGCUUGAAGGAGUUCACACCUCAAACCCGGGAAGAUUUGCCUUGGCAUUUUCUGAGGAAGAUAUUGGCUCUGAAUGUGACAGCCAGGAGCACCAGCUUCGAAGAAGUUGUUUCUGAUGGUCAAGUAUUUAGAAGAAAUGAGGGGAUUGAUAAGGACAUUUUCUUUACUCUUGAAAUGGGUGAGAGUCAUUCUGUCAACCCCCUUGAUGUCCUUUGUGCUGUUCUGCUUUGCUCUGACAGUUUCCUCCAACAGGAGAUCUUCUUCAAAAUGUCCAUGUGUCAGUUUGCUCUGCCUUUGCUCCUCCCUCCCUUGGAGACUCCCAAAUGCACCCUCAUGCUCUGGGCCAUGAGGGACAUCGUGAAAAUAUGGAGGCCCCAUUCCUUGGCUGAAAGCAGAGGCUUCAGGGAGGAGAGCCUGGUGUUGACAUCCAUGCCAACCAUUUCCUUUGUGAGGAUGGGGAGCUUGAGCUUCUCCAAGUCCAAACUGCUCAGUGAGUUCCUCAGCCCUGCCCAACAGCACCAUGAUUUCUUCUUCCACCGAGAUAUGGAGUGCGGAGACAUCCCACGAGAAAUUGCUGGUGGGCUUGUGGAGAUUGCCUGGUAUUUCCCAGGUGGGCAGAAAAGCUCAGAUCUCUUUCCAGAGCCAAUUGCAGUUGCAAAUCUUCGUGGAGACAUUGAAUCACACUGGGUGCAGUUUAGCUUUUUAACACAAGUCUCCUCUGCCGUGUUCAUAUUUGCUGAAGCCAUUGAUGAAAGACAACAUGACCUCUUGUCCUCGCUGAAGGGAACAUCAACUCAGUUCUAUUUCAUCCUGGAACGUGACAGCAACAAAUGCCACGAAGCUUUGGGUGUUUUAGAUAAAUUGGCUCCAAUAUUUAACCUCUGUAAUUCAAACAUACUAGUGCAAUCUGCAAAGAGAAAUAAGGCAGAGUUUGUGAGAAAGUUACGGUCAACUGUGAGAGGAAUACUUAAUUCUCAACCGACGUGUAUGAGUGUACAAGGGAUGUGUGCUGUGACAUGUGAACUUUCGAUUCAGGCAGAUGUGGAUGGCCAAGAAUGUCAGAAUGCCCUCCAAUGUGCUGAAGGAAUCACCGCAGACAUAAAAGAUGUAGCAAGGUACAAGCAAGAAAUGCUGAGACUCCAGGGCGAUCUCUGGAAAAACCUGGCCAAAGUGGAGAAAGAACUGUGCAGAAUGAAAAGACAGGGGGACAAACCUUCAGAAAAAUACAGGUCUGAACUGAAGGGCAAAUGGCUGGAAUUGCGUAAACAGCAGAGUCAAUGUGAACUCACCACUGGCUUGAUGAAAUUUGUUGAUGCCAUCAGUCAUUUGAAGUCUGCAGAGAAGCACUACUUCCUGAAAUGGAUGAAGUUCAACCUGGAUCAUAUUGCUAGAGAGAACCUUUCCAAGUUACGGGCUGAGUAUAAAGAGAAAUGCAAAACUUCAGGAGAUGAUGUCCAGAAGACUGCAGAAAUUGACCGACUGAUAUCUUCCUCUUCCUUGGGAGUUGAGCACUUCAUGCGUGAGCUGGGGCAGUUUUAUGAGGCCGAAUACUCCAUGGUUAUUGAGGGCAAAAUAGCAAAACACAGAAGGCAGUUUGUUCAUUUCCCAAGCAUUGCAGCUGACCUAAUGCUAGAAGGGUUUCCUCUUGAACUGAUGGAUGGAGAUGCAUCCAACAUCCCCCUGCAGUGGAUAACUGAUGUUCUGACCGAGCUUCAUAAGAAACUAAGAGGACGAUCCAAAAUUAAGGUGAUAACCGUUCUGGGGGUGCAGAGCACUGGGAAAUCGACCCUUCUGAACACCAUGUUUGGCCUGCAGUUUGCUGUCAGCAGUGGGCGGUGCACACGAGGUGCCUUCAUGACACUUCUUAACAUCUCAGAGAAUUUGGCUCAGGAUCUUGGCUGUGACUUCGUCCUGGUGAUAGACACAGAGGGCUUGAAAGCCCCUGAACUGGCCAAACUGGAAGACAGCUAUCAGCAUGACAACGAGUUGGCCACUCUAGUCAUUGGGCUGAGCGACAUCACCAUCGUAAACUUGGCCAUGGAAAAUGCUACCGAAAUGAAAGACAUCCUGCAAAUUGUGACCCAUGCCUUCCUCAGAAUGGAAGAGAUUGGGCAAAGUCCCAGCUGCCAGUUUGUUCAUCAAAACGUCAGUGAUGUUUCUGCAUAUGACCAAAACAUGAGGGACAGGAAGCACCUUUUGGAACAGCUGAAUGAAAUGACCCAGGCUGCAGCAAAAAUGGAAAAUAUUGGGAGGGAUAUCAAGUUCUCAGACAUCAUGGAAUAUAACCCAGAAACAAAUAAUUGGUACAUCCCUGGUCUUUGGCAUGGAGUCCCACCAAUGGCCCCAGUCAACAGGGGGUAUAGCGAAAAGGUCUUUGAUUUAAAGAAGUGCCUUUUCAAAUUCAUAAGAGACCAUGCACGUGACAGGCCUUCCAAGAAUAUUCUUGACUUCAUUGAAUGGGUGAAGAGCCUGUGGAAUGCUGUAAAACAUGAGAACUUCAUCUUUAGCUUCCAAAAUAGUCUCAUAGCUGAAGCAUACAACAACCUCUCCAUUAAAUAUUCUGAAUGGGACAGGGAUUUCCGCAGAGAGAUGCACCUCUGGGUAUCUGAGCAGGAAACUCUGAUUCAGAAUGUGUCACCUGAUAAAAUUGCUUUCAAUAAUUUGAAAUGUGAACUUCAAAAGAAACUAUCAUGUGGAGAAGAGCAGAUUUUGGAGAGUUUGAAUAAAUACUUCGGGAGCGAAGCAGCAAAUCUGCAUCUGGUAGAAAAGUACAAGGAAGAUUUUGUCAGGAGUGCCAACAGCCUCAAGCGUGAACUUGAAAAUUAUUCUUCUAACAAACUGCGAGAUGCCAUUCAGAUUAGAAAAGGUCUAUACAAAAUUGAUGCUCUUCAAGCAGAAUACAAGAAAGCAAUUGAAGGAAAGGUUGACAGGCUGCUUGAAAAAUGCAGAGGCAAAAAGCAGAAAUUAAAAGAAAAAGAAUUAGAAAGAGAGUUUAAAAAAAUGUGGAGAGAAACACUGUUGGAAAUACCACCCAUUUCCUUAGAGAAACGUGACAUAUAUGCAGAAGUUGAGUCAUAUCUGAGAAAGAAUUCAUACUCUCAUUUGAAACUCUACACACAAAAAUUAGCAGGAAAAAGAGGAUUGUUAAGUUACAGAAUACACACUUUUGAAAUUAAAAAUGACCAUGUACAAUCAUCACUUUGGAAACGUUUAUUUCAUUUUAAUUCUCAAAUAGAGUAUAUGCAUAUAAUAAAAGAUUUUGCUAACUCUUUGUUGUGCAAAUGCACAUCAUAUAUUGAUGAAAAGCUCAAUUCUAAAGGAGAUUAUGAUGAAACCUACUGCAUUGACCUUUUGUGUAUGAUCAAUGAGACGCUUCAACAACCUGAUGUUCAAAAUCUUCAUACAACCCCUGGCUUUGAAGUGGACCUUAAGCUCCACAUCCUGGGAGAAGCAGCUCAUGCAUUUCAAAGGAGACAUGAAGAAUUUGUUAAGGAAAAUGAUCCUCACAUGCGCCUGGAAAAACUGAAACCCCACUAUUUUGCAAUUUUCAGAGAUCUUUAUCAGGAAAAAGAUGCCCAUCACAUCCAAGCUAAAGAUUUCUGUGAAAUGUGUCUCCAUCCUGCUAUAGUGAAUUAUGUCAACAAUAGACUUGGGGUGGAAAUAGUGGACAACUUUCACAACAGUGAGCAGUCUAUUGACUUUGGCUCUCGGAGUUUUUUCCAGUUUUCUAUCCUGAAGGAUCUGUUAAAUGAAUGGGAUUUUGACCAAUAUGUUGAAUACAUCACAACCUAUGAAAAGUUUGUCAAGAGUUGGAUACUGAAAAAAAUGGUGGAUUACUAUACAGAAAAUGAGGAUCUGAAGAAUCUGGAGGAAAACAUUUUCUCUGCAAUACUAGACAGAAUUAGAAAAACAUUGAACAAGCUGAGGCAUCAAGGUGCUGAGACAAUCUCAGAAUUUGUGGAGGAUUUUUCCCAAGAAAUGCAGAAGGAGUUAGUCAUUCCUAAGGAUAGCUUAGUGGGGACACACAUGAAACAGGCAUUUGAUCCUGGCCACUUUUUUGCUUUUGUUGAAAGCUUCCUUCCUAAUUUGCAAGAACAAAUAUUAAGCAGAUUUAGAGACUUGGAUAUUGAAUCCAAACUCUCUGAACUGCCUGUGAAGCCCCAAGACGAAAUCUUCAAGCAAAUGUUUGGCUGUGGGAAGCAGUGUCCCUUCUGCUACACCCCCUGUGAAGCUGGAGGGAGCGCUCAUCAGGAGCAUUUUGCAACAAUCCAUCGACCUCAAGGAUUUGGAAGAUUCAGAUAUAUAGAUUCAGAAAAGCUGAUAUGUUCUCUGUGCUCCACCAGUGUGUCCACCAAUCAAGUGUUCCGAAAUCAGGACACAAAUUAUGAAUGGCAUCCAUACAAAGAGUACCGUACGUAUUAUCCAGACUGGCGUAUCCAACCUGAUCCCAGUAUCAAAGCUUCUGAUUACUGGAAGUACAUUUUCAAAAUGUUCAAUGAUGACUUUGCCAGACAGUACAAUGCUAAACCAGCUGAUCUGCCAGAGGACUGGGGAAAUAUAACCAAAGAACAAGCACUGAAGGCCUUAGAAGAUAGAUACAAGUUGUAACCAACACCUCCAUCAGAAUGCUUGCCUUAAAGACCUGGAAACAAAAGUGAUUUCAAACAAGUUUUUACAUUCACAGAUUGCAUCCAAUUUUAUUAAAUGUAUGCCAUUUUUGUAUGAAAAUCUCAGACGUUAUGCACAGCUGCCAAACAUAAUGUGACUCUGCGCAUAAUAUGACAAGGUUGCAUGUUGAAAUUAGCAAAACAAUGAUGUGUUUUCAUUUUUCAGAUUAUGGUAAAAGUAUAAACGCCUUGCGCUAAAGUAGUCCUAGUCAGUAGCCAUACACAUUCCUAGUUGUCUAUAACCACUUAAUUAUAUGAUAUAUACCUUUGGGGCAGUGAGGGACUUUUUUACUCCAUGGCAUUCAGGUGUGUGAUUGUAUCCAUGAUUAUUUGCUGCCCCCAUAUUUUGUAAUUCACAGCCUAAAGCAGCACAUAUAUUCUUUGUCUUUCUUUUCCAAGUGUAAUAAACCAAUCUUUCACUCUUU
Molecule: messenger RNA, 7230 nt
Organism: Podarcis muralis (Common wall lizard)
Lineage: Eukaryota; Metazoa; Chordata; Lepidosauria; Squamata; Lacertidae
Product: interferon-induced very large GTPase 1-like
Biological process (GO): regulation of apoptotic process
Molecular function (GO): GTP binding
Source: RefSeq, a predicted model, not a curated record